UACUACACACAGAUGUACUACAUAUAUACGACAUAAUAUUUAAUGAGCCGUUAAAAGACUCGAGGACAUACUUGAUUCAGAAAAAUACAGCAAUGGCAGAAACAACAAAAGAAAAAGCAGCUAGGAGAUGGAGCAGAGAUGAACCUCCAUUGAUGUCUUCCUCCAGUGGUCCACUGACUGAGGAUCUUCUGUGCUCUAUAUGUCUGGAGGUGUUCACUGAUCCGGUCAGCACUCCAUGUGGACACAACUUCUGCAAGAGCUGUCUGAAUACAUUCUGGAACAACAGCCAGACCUGCAGCUGUCCAUACUGUAAAGAAGCAUUCACACAAAGACCUGAUCUCAAGAUUAACACCACACUCAGAGAGAUCUCAGAGCACUAUAAAGAGAAAAGUCCUGAGGAAAAGGCUGAAGUUGUGUGUGACGUCUGUGAGGACAGAAAGCUGAACGCCCUGAAGUCGUGUCUGGUGUGUCAGAUUUCUUACUGUCAAACUCACCUGGAGCCUCAUUUGAGAGUGGCAGGUUUGAAGAAACACAAACUGAUGGAUCCUGUGAGGAAUCUGGAGGACUAUAUAUGUCAGAAACAUGACAGACCUCUGGAGCUCUUCUGUAGAGAUGAUCAGACGUGUGUGUGUCAGAUGUGUGAAGUGACAGACCACAAAAACCACAAAACUGUCUCAAUAGAAGAGGAGAGUAAAGAGAAAAAGACUGAACUGAUGAAAACACAGACAGAUGUGCAGCAGAUGAUCCAGGACAGAAUCAAGAAGAUUCAAGAAGUCAAACACUCAGCAGGAGACAGAAAAAUAAACUCAGAGAAGGAGAAAGCAGCUCAUGUGGAGAUCUUCACUGAUCUGAUCCGCUCCAUUGAGAGAUGUCAGACUGAACUGCUGGAGAUGAUGGAGGAGCAGCAGAAAGCAGCAGAGAAACAGGAGAAAAUGCUGAUUGAAGAGCUGGAGAAGGAGAUCACUGAGCUAAAGAUGAGAAACACUGAGCUGGAGCAGCUCUCACACACUGAAGAUCACCUCCACCUCCUACAGAUUUACUCAUCCCUGCACAGACCUACAGACACCAGGGACUGGCCUGAGAUCAGUCUGAAGACUCAGGAGAAUCUGGAGACACUGAGAAGAGCUUUCAGUAAACUGAAGGACACCAUAGUGGAAAAACUCACACAAACUGAGCUGAAGUGGAUGCAGCAGUAUGCAGUGGAUGUGACUCUGGAUCCUGAUACAGCUCAUCUAUACCUCAUCCUGUCUGAAGAUGGAAAACAAGUGACAUGUGGAAAAAUUAGACAGAAAGUCCCAGACAAACCACAGAGAUUUGAUAGAUAUUUAAAUGUCCUGGGAAAGGAGGGAUUCUCCUCAGGGAGAUUUUAUUUUGAGGUUCAGGUGAAGGAAAUGACUGACUGGGAUUUAGGAGUGGCCAAAGAAUCUGUAGCCAGGAAGGAAGAAAUCUGUCUGACUCCCAGUAAUGGACUCUGGGCUGUGAUUAUGAGGAAUGGGAAUGAAUAUAGUGCCUGUGCUAGUUCUUCUGUCUCUUUGUCUCUGAAAGUGAAGCCGCAGCAGGUCGGUGUGUUUGUGGAUUAUGAGGAGGGUUUGGUCUCCUUUUAUGAUGUGGAGUCCAGCUCUCAUAUCUACUCUUUCACUGGUCAGACUUUCACUGAUAAACUCUAUCCAUAUUUUAGCCCAUGUGUUAAUAAUGUAGGUAAAAACUCAGCACCAUUGAUCAUCACACCUGUCAAAUAUAAUAAAUGAAUUUACACCACUAAUGAAA
Messenger RNA from Danio aesculapii, 1767 nucleotides. It is a transcript of the gene btr22, whose product is annotated as bloodthirsty-related gene family, member 22. Lineage: Eukaryota; Metazoa; Chordata; Actinopteri; Cypriniformes; Danionidae. Gene Ontology annotation, molecular function: zinc ion binding; protein binding; ubiquitin-protein transferase activity. The transcript is spliced from 8 exons. The record is from RefSeq and is a predicted model, not a curated record. Bases 93 to 1748 code for a protein of 551 amino acids. Gene Ontology annotation, biological process: protein ubiquitination.